AUGCCGUCAACGUACCCAACAUCUGCGAGCGAAAGCCCCGGGAGCACUUCGAACCCACAGGCAGUAGAGGCUGGUAGUGAGUUUUCCAUGAUCGUAUCAGUGACGAAGUUGAAGAGGAAAGGUGAAAGAGGACAGCCCUGUCGGACAUCACUUGAUGUGCCACGAGCUUCGCGUGCGGCAUGUAGUGAAUUGCGAAUCUUACAACGCUUUCGGCAUCCCGGAUUGCCACCCCUGGUAGGUUACGCGUACGACGUUCAUUCGGGCAGUCCGGACAUAAUCGUGUUGCAGCUGUUCACUCCACACUACUCGAUAGGCUGUCUUCGUAACUUUCUGGCUACACAAGACAGUUGUUCAAAGUUGGACGCGGUGCAAAGGCUGCGUAUUCUUCAUACUAUCGCAAGCACCCUGUCUUUUUUACACAACAACAAGCCGGACGAAGUGUGUCAUGGCAACAUCUGCAGUCGGUGUAUCAUGUUGACAAAAUCCAUGGAACCAAUCCUGUUCGACUUUACGAAUGCGUAUUCCCCAAGCCGAUCGUCGGAACGCAAGGAGUCUCCUAAUCCAGAAGGUUACCACUACGCCUCCCAUCUACAAUGUUCCGGACUCUUCAGAGAUAUUUACAGUUUUGGAGUUUUAUCGCUCGAAGUCUGGUUGAAUGAGGAACCCAUGCCCGGAUACUGGACUGAUAAUCACGGAUCGCCUGUGGUAUCUCCGGGUGUUUCAUUGGCCGAACGUGUGAUUUGCUCCAUCGGGACCAAACAAACCUACCCACUCAAAGUUUCACCGUUCAUAUACUGGACCGCUGAAAUGCACCGAAAUGUGCUGGAACUCGUUAGCCCCUGCUUAGAUAUCAAACAGCAGAACACUGCUAACUGCUUGGAAAAG
Messenger RNA from Opisthorchis viverrini, 885 nucleotides. RefSeq lists its product as hypothetical. The transcript has 4 exons. Gene Ontology annotation, cellular component: plasma membrane. Gene Ontology annotation, biological process: protein phosphorylation. Lineage: Eukaryota; Metazoa; Platyhelminthes; Trematoda; Opisthorchiida; Opisthorchiidae. The record is from RefSeq and is a predicted model, not a curated record. The annotation marks the transcript as partial. Gene Ontology annotation, molecular function: ATP binding; protein kinase activity.